Gossypium arboreum is the source of this 822-nucleotide messenger RNA. RefSeq names its product PRA1 family protein E-like. Lineage: Eukaryota; Viridiplantae; Streptophyta; Magnoliopsida; Malvales; Malvaceae. The record is from RefSeq and is a predicted model, not a curated record. Gene Ontology annotation, cellular component: Golgi apparatus; endoplasmic reticulum. Gene Ontology annotation, biological process: vesicle-mediated transport. The coding region runs from base 117 to 641 and encodes 174 amino acids. The transcript has a single exon.
ACUUCCUAAAUAAAACUACCAUGAUCUUAAAAAAAUAAAAAUAAAAGCUCAAAGGUUCUCUCUAUCUCUUCACGAGGCCUCUUUUACUGCAAUCAGAUAUUUGGUUAACGUCAGCAAUGACCUCGCAAUCCCCACCCACAAUGGCGCUCUUCGCACGCGCCACCCACUCUGCCUUCACCCGUCGCCCGUGGCGCGAGUUCCUUUCCUUCACAUCAUUCGCUACCCCAUUAUCAUCCGGCGACUCUGCCGCUCGCAUGAAGCGAAACCUGAACUACUUCCGCGUUAACUACUCCAUGCUAAUCCUGGCGGUCCUCUUCCUCGGCCUCCUAUGGCACCCAAUCUCCAUGAUUGUCUUCUUGGUCGUAUUCGUGGCUUGGUUCUUCCUCUAUUUUUUCCGAGGAGAUCCCUUGUACAUUCUCAACCGUCCGAUAGACGACCGCCUCGUGCUGGCGAUCCUCGGCGUAAUUACGAUCGUAGCUCUGGUUCUCACCGACGUUUGGUUGAACGUGUUGGUUUCGAUUUUGGUGGGAGCUUUGACCGUGGGACUACACGCUGCGUUGAGGGGAACGGAGGAUUUGUACUCGGGUGGAGCGGAGGGUAGCGAUGAGGGGCUGGUUUCGGUUGUGGGCAGCCCUUGCUAAUUAGUCAUUUAAAGGUGAACUGGUUCUUUGCUAUUGUAUCAAGCUGCUUUCAUUUGAUAAUUACACCUUUCAUUUUCCCUUUGUUAAUAAAAUUAAUAUGGGUUUAGUUAGGAUUUGGCAUUUGGCCUUUUUGUCUUUUAAGUAAUAAGUUUGGAUUUGGUGUCUCUACUAUUGCACGCAA